CAACACCGGCCGACGGCCGGGCCCAAUGCUAGUAGAAAUAACAAUCGUGUUGAGGCAGCCUUAAAUCAAUUGAUUCUCCAUUUUGCCGGUAAACCUGAUAGCUGAUACCCUUUUCUCUCAGUUUCACCUUCCCCUCGGUCCUCCUGCUGCUUAAACCCUAGACCUCGCCGACGAAGAAAACUAACCGAACUGACAAAUUUCAAAGAGAUUUCAGUAUGUCGAACAGAGAAGAUUCCGAUUCGGAAUCAGACGCACCGGAGGAGUUCACCGCCGAGCAGGGAAUUGAAUUAGAUGCGGAGAUAAGGAAGAUUCAGAAGGAAAAUAAGUCGAGGGUUGCGCGUGAGGGUAAAGCAUUAAGGAGGAAGUGGGCAGAGCGGAAAACGCCUCGACCAUCUAAAAAGGGAGAACAAGGUGUCCAAGAUGCAGUUGAAACCGAGGAGGAAGAUGUGACUGCGAAAGGGAUGCUUCCCAGUAACAUUGUUCAACAGCUUGCUGCCCGGGAGAAGAAAGUGUUUACCACAGAAUCUGAUGAUGAAACCCCUGGUGCAAAUGCGAAGCUUCCUCCAAGGAAGAAGAAGGCGAGAGGCUCAGGGCCGCAGACUGUUAUUCUGAAUGAGAUAUCCCCACCUCCAUGUUUACAGAACUCGUUAGAGUUUCUAAAGAAGAACAAGAUGCGGCUUUCGAGAUCAUCAGCUGUUCUUAACAACUCCAACCAAGCUCUUCGCUUUAUCUCUUCAUCUGGCUUGUUAAGUAAGAAGUGAGAACAAAGUGCGGCUUCAGCUUCAGCUUCUUCUCCAACGGUGCCAUUUCCCCCUGCUUCGAGUGAGUUGAAGGGCAAUUCAUUCAAGUAUCUGGUUUCUGGGAAGUGUUGUAUCAACCAAGCUAGUGUAUCAUCUCGGAGGCCCUUUGCUCCCAGCCAUGUCGACCAGGUUACAGCUUGUUUUGCUAAGGCAAUCAAUCUACUAUGCGUAGUCCAUGAAUUAGUGAAGAAGUGUUAGCGUCCUGUUGGCUAUUUUCAGGUAUACAAACACGAAAUUUUUGUCACUUGCUAUUGGUGGUGCAUCAGUUAGAGAAGCUUUGCUGUUGCGAAUUUUUGAGUUCAAAUUGUAAUGAAAGGGAAAUUUAAUGCAUUCCUGUUUCGAGAGAACUCCAAAUGCAUUGCAUUUUUCAAACCCAUCGUUUAUUAGAAUUAGAUAGUGG
This is a messenger RNA of Linum tenue, 1200 nucleotides long. The record is from the annotation of a GenBank genome assembly. Lineage: Eukaryota; Viridiplantae; Streptophyta; Magnoliopsida; Malpighiales; Linaceae.